UCAAUUGCUGAGUUGUACACACGAUAUUUCAAUCUUUCAUAUGGGAUAUGUAGAGCCGAAAAAUUCACUUGAAUCUUAUACAUCCAACUCAGUAGAUGAGAUAAAUGAGAUACCAAAGUAUUUAGAUCUUUAUCAUUUUCGAAUAAGACAAGAAAGGAUCUUCACUGUCGCAUCAACAUCAUUCUUGACAUGAUUGAAAUUGCACAUGUCCCUCUGUACUAAUAACACUUUUGUAUGCUUUGAACCAAUUCAUAUUGAACUAUACGACUUUGUUUUCCUAGGUCAAGCACCAACCCAGAUACAACAGCUAUGUGGGAUUUAGAACACUAAGCCCCCGAUGACUCGGUAGCGCUUAGAAUCAUCAAAUUUGACAAUGCAAAGAUAUAUGAUCCCACCCACUCAAGCCGAGUAUUACAUAUUUCAAGUUGAUGGGUCCAUUCGAUUAUUUUUGAUGUGACAACGCCCAUACAGAAGCUGCUUUAUAUAUUGUCUCGUCCUCCCAAAAUCAAACACCACAAAGAAAUAUCUAAUCCACAAUAUCAGUGAGGUAGCCACAGAAAACUGCAACAAUGCUGCCUUUCCUUCAGUUGCUGAUCCAAGACUUUAAACCAUCCCUGCUCUUUUCAUCAAUAUUUCUAUUGGUGUUCUUGAAGUUCUUCUUUAGAUCAAGAAAACAAAAUCUCAAGCUCCCACCAAGCCCACCAAAACUACCCAUCAUUGGUAACCUCCACCAACUUGGUGACAUGCCUCACUUAUGCCUUCAAGGUCUAGCCAAGAAGUAUGGUUCCAUCAUAUACUUACAACUUGGUGAGAUCCCAACGGUGAUUGUUUCAUCAGCUAGAUUGGCCGAGGAAGUGAUGAAAACUCAUGAUCAUGCACUUUCAAGUCGUCCUCAGCUGUUUUCUGCAAAACACCUGUUCUAUGGUUGCCAAGAUAUUGCUUUUGCUCCCUAUGGGGCUUACUGGAGGAAGAUCAGAAAGAUUUCCAUGGUUGAACUACUUAGUGUCAAGCAGGUCCAAUCAUACAGCUUUGUUAGAGAAGAAGAAGUUACCCGUUUGGUAAAUCGAAUCGCAGAGUCUUGUCCUUGCACAAUCAGUCUAACCAAGGUGCUCCAUUUGUAUGCAAAUGCUGUCGUUUGCCGGGUUUCACUUGGAAGAGAUUUCUCAGAAGGAGGAGACUAUGAUCGACAUGGAUUUGAGAAGAUGCUUGACGAUUACCAAGAAUUGCUAGGAGGAUUUAGCUUGGGAGAUUUCUUUCCUUCAAUGGAAUUUAUGCACAGCUUAACAGGCAUGAAAUCAAAACUCAUGGAAACUUUCCAUCGAUUUGAUCGGUUUUUCGAUCAAGUCAUUGAUGAACAUCUCAAUCAAUCUGCAAGAGAACAGAAGGAGCAUAAGGAUAUUGUGGAUGUCUUGCUCGACAUAAAGAAUAAAGGAUCGGCUGAAAUCAAUCUCACCAUGGACAAUGUUAAAGCUGUCAUACUGGACAUGUUUGCUGCAGGAACAGAUACAACCUUCAUAACCCUUGACUGGGGAAUGACCGAGCUCAUCAUGAACCCCAAGGUCAUGGCAAAAGCACAAGCAGAGGUACGGAGUAUUGUCGGAGAUAGAAAAAUGGUGUUAGAGAGUGAUCUGGCUCAGCUGUAUUACCUGAAAGCUGUUAUCAAGGAAAUAUUUCGAUUGCAUCCAGCAGUUCCAGUACUAGUCCCCAGAGAAUCAAUGCAGGAUGUUACCAUUGACGGGUAUGACAUUCCAGCUAAAACCCGAAUUUUUGUGAAUGCUUGGGCAAUUGGAAGGGAUCCAGAAUCAUGGGGGAACCCUGAAACAUUUGACCCUGAACGAUUUAUGGGUAGCUCAAUAGAUUUCAAAGGACUGGACUUUGAGCUGAUACCUUUUGGGGCUGGUAGAAGAAUCUGUCCUGGCAUGACAUUUGGAACAGCCACUGUUGAGCUUGCUUUAGCUCAACUUCUCCACAGCUUUGAUUGGGAGCUGCCACCAGGAGUCCGGACAGGGGAUUUGGAUCUGACUGAGGUUUUUGGCAUCUCAAUGCACAAGAAGUCUGAACUGAUUGUUGUUGCCAAACCAUGGUUCCCUUAAGACAAUAAAUCACCAAUGAACAAGAUAAAGAUAUAGUACGGUAAAUGUAAGUGCCAUUAACCUAGUUGCUUUAGCCUUUAUGUGUAGUAGCAGGAAGGAUUGCACUGCUGGUUUACAUUGGUAGUCAUAGUUAUCAAAGCAAUAAAAAAUGGUAUCAUUAUUGCUUUCA
Tripterygium wilfordii is the source of this 2262-nucleotide messenger RNA. Its product is annotated as cytochrome P450 71AP13-like. The record is from RefSeq and is a predicted model, not a curated record. The transcript has 2 exons. NCBI's taxonomy places the organism in Eukaryota, Viridiplantae, Streptophyta, Magnoliopsida, Celastrales, Celastraceae. The coding region runs from base 570 to 2093 and encodes 507 amino acids. Gene Ontology annotation, molecular function: heme binding; oxidoreductase activity, acting on paired donors, with incorporation or reduction of molecular oxygen; iron ion binding.